GCACUGUUGAAUCCCAAACAAUCUGUUAGCUUCUGCAAGAUUAUCCGUUUUUUUUUUGGGGCGACAACAAACAAAAGAGUUAUAAUAUACGCCACAAGUCGACGCUGGAACACACAAUAAAUUGAUUAGGAUAAGUGAUAAAGAAGUAAAUAAACUGUGUUGGAGGUAUCACAAACAAGGGUCAUAUGUGAUAUCGUCAUAAGCAAGGUAGCUGGCUUUUUCGCAACCGGAACGGAAACGGGAACCCAGCCACCUGGACGAGCAGCACUUGCACCUCGCCCACCGCCCGCGCCGGUCGAUGAGAGCUCCACUGGGAUUGGCCAGAACGCGAAAGAUGAGCAACAACUACAACGACGUGCCCUUCGGCAUCCGGGCGGUCCAGCGGCUGUCCCGCCAAUGCUGCACCCGGUUCCACGCUCGCAGAGAUCUGCUAUACAAGAUGUCCGUGUUUGUGCUAACUUUCCUGGCCUACGCCUGCUACCACAUGUGCCGGAAGCCCAUAUCCGUAGUUAAAUCGGUGCUCCAAGGAAACUGCUCCACGGCGCUGGCCGCAUCGGGUCAGGAAUGUGGAUAUGCACCCUUUGAUGUUCCCGAUGCCACCACAUUAUUCGGCAUGUUGGACUCGGCCUUCCUGUUCUCCUACGCCAUUGCCAUGUUUGCCUCUGGUUUUGUGGCGGAGCGCGUUUCCCUGCGGUACUUCCUUUCCAUGGGCAUGAUCCUCACCGGAGUGUUCACCUACAUGUUCGGCAUUGCCCGCACCUCCAAUAUCCAUAGUCUGUGGUACUUUGUUAUUGUGCAAAUAUUCGCUGGCAUCUUCCAGACGACCGGAUGGCCAGGCGUCGUGGCGCUCGUGGGUCGUUGGUUUGGAAAGUCCAAGCGUGGCUUGAUCUUUGGCAUCUGGAACAGCCAUACGUCCAUAGGAAAUAUUCUGGGCACGCUGAUAGCGGCGCAUUACGUGGAAACCGAUUGGGCUCUGUCGUUUGUGGUGCCCGGCAUCAUAAUUGCAGCCAUUGGCUUUUUGCUCUUCCUUUUCCUGGUCGACCAGCCGGAGAUAGUGGGCUGUUACCCAGAUUCCGGUCACCAGGAGCGACGCGUGGCCAACGAUUCGGAUGAGGAACAAGAUGACGAGGAGCAGGUGCGCCACAACGAUGCCUUUGUGGUCAAUUUGGGGUACGACUCUUCGAAAAGCGAAAUCAACUAUAGACCGGCGCCCACCGAACGCACUCCAAUUCUUCCUCGUUCUCAAGCAGAGGCUCAUCCCAGGAGACAUGGACGCCCCAUAAGCCUGGUUGAUGCUUUAUUCAUUCCCGGAGUGGUAGAGUUUUCCCUGUGUUUGUUCUUCACCAAGCUGGUCAGCUACACCUUCAUGUACUGGCUGCCUCUCUACAUUCAGAAAUCUAGCACUUUGGGUCCUACAUUGUCCGCUGAUUUGUCCACUCUUUUCGAUGUGGGCGGUAUCUUGGGAGCUAUAGCUGCGGGCUAUCUUUCGGAUGUGAGUGGGAUGUCAGCCACAGUUUGCACAGGCAUGUUGUUCAUUGCCUCGCCCAUUCUGCUGUUGUAUCAACAAUAUGGUGCAUUGUCAAUGACGAUCAGCAUAGUGCUUCUGAUUGUGGUCGGCAUCUUUGUGAAUGGACCCUAUGCCCUGAUUACCACGUCUGUUAGUGCGGAGCUGGGCCAGCACAGCUCGCUGGAGGGCAAUGCCAAUGCACUGGCCACCGUGACGGCCAUUAUCGAUGGAACUGGGUCGAUCGGAGCGGCAGUUGGUCCGCUGCUCGCAGGACUAAUCUCUACCGCCGGAUGGCAGUAUGUCUUCCACAUGCUCAUCGCUGCCGACAUCAUAGCCAUGGUGCUGCUGGCUCGACUGGUCUUCAAGGAGUUCACCGCGCUGCGACGUGCAUCGCAUCGGAUACGGAUUGAAUAGCAGGAAGAAGCGGCCAUGACCGCCGAGUCGGAUGUGGUUUGACCGUAUUUAUUUUUGUUUCCUAGCGUUCUAUGUACAUAGCCUGGCAUUUGUAUAGCAUACAUAAAGAACGUUUUGUUUCCAUUCGAGAGCAUAUCAGAGUGUUUCUGAUCCUAGUUUUACCCCAUACAUGUCAAUACCUAAUGUUAUUUUUAAUGGAUCUUUUACCAUCAUCCUAGGCUAUCCAUCAAGUUUACAGUUUUGAUAUAUUAGCUACAUACAUAUACAUAUACAUCUAUUUUGUAAUCUUGUGUGUGCGCGCGUGUGUCAGAGUCUCCUCGUUUUAAGUGCCGAACUAUCAUUAGUACUAGCGUAAUUCUACUGCUAUGUAAAUACACUUUAUCGUACACUUUUCGUACCAAUAAAACCGAAUUUGACUGUU
Drosophila subpulchrella is the source of this 2342-nucleotide messenger RNA. RefSeq names its product glucose-6-phosphate exchanger SLC37A2 (gene MFS16). Gene Ontology annotation, cellular component: membrane. The record is from RefSeq and is a predicted model, not a curated record. Gene Ontology annotation, biological process: transmembrane transport. The coding region runs from base 299 to 1921 and encodes 540 amino acids. The transcript is spliced from 8 exons. NCBI's taxonomy places the organism in Eukaryota, Metazoa, Arthropoda, Insecta, Diptera, Drosophilidae. Gene Ontology annotation, molecular function: glucose 6-phosphate:phosphate antiporter activity.